GCAUGCGUACAGCUGCGGGUCCUGUCCACCGAGGAAUUCGUUCCCUCAGCAACAGUUUCCCGGGAGGCUCUAGUUCUCUCUCUUUCCGGCGAGCUCGGCCCGGAAGCGCACUGUCCGGCCUGCGGGCUUGCCGGCGCCUUGUCUUUUUCCCGUCGCCGCAGGGACGUGGUCGUCGCUGUCGGCAGGGCUCAGGGGCGCCCGCCAUGGAGGGGCAGCGGGUGGAGGUGGACGGCGGGAUCAUGGAAGGGGGCGGCCAGAUCCUCAGGGUUUCCACCGCCCUGAGCUGCCUCCUGGGCCUCCCCUUGCGCGUGCAGAAGAUCCGCGCGGGUCGCAGCACGCCCGGCCUCAGGCCUCAGCAUUUAUCUGGACUGGAGAUGGUUCGUGAUUUGUGUGACGGACACCUGGAGGGAGCAGAAAUCGGCUCGACUGAGAUCACCUUUACACCCGAGAAGAUCAAAGGUGGAGUCCACACAGCAGACACCAAGACAGCAGGGAGUGUGUGCCUCUUGAUGCAGCUUUCAAUGCCCUGUGUCCUGUUCGCGGCUUCCCCGUCGGAGCUCCGGCUGAAAGGCGGCACCAAUGCGGAGAUGGCCCCGCAGAUUGAUUACACCAUGAUGGUUUUCAAGCCAAUUGCUGAGAAGUUUGGUUUCACGUUUAAUUGUGACAUUAAAACGAGGGGCUAUUACCCCAAAGGGGGCGGUGAGGUGAUUGUCCGAGUGUCCCCAGUUAAACGGUUGGACCCAAUAAAUCUGACUGAUCGAGGCUCUGUGACUAAGAUUUACGGGAGAGCUUUUGUUGCCGGUGUUUUGCCACUAAAAGUAGCAAAAGAUAUGGCAGCGGCGGCUGUGCGGUGCAUCAGGAAGGAGAUCCGGGACUUGUACGUCAGCAUCCAGCCUGUGCAGGAGCCCAGGGACCAAGCCUUUGGCAAUGGGAGUGGAAUCAUCAUUGUUGCUGAGACAUCCACUGGCUGCUUGUUUGCUGGAUCAUCACUUGGCAAAAGAGGUGUGAAUGCAGACAAGGUUGGGAUUGAAGCUGCUGAAAUGCUGUUAGCAAAUCUUAGACAUGGUGGCACUGUGGACGAAUAUCUACAAGACCAGCUGAUUAUUUUUAUGGCGCUAGCCAAUGGAAUUUCCAGAAUAAAAACAGGACCAGUCACACUCCACACACAGACUGCUAUCCAUUUUGCUGAACAGCUAGCAAAGGCCAAAUUUACCGUGAAGAAAUCAGAAGAGGAAGAAGAUGCCACGAAGGACACUUACAUCAUCGAGUGUGAAGGAAUUGGGAUGGCAAACCCACACCUCUAGGUGGUCACGCACGCCCUCCCUCCUUCCUUGUUGCACUAACUACUCAGACAUGCUGCAACACAGUAGGUACGGCCAGCGAUGACAGCGCUUGACUCGCUUUGGAGAUGGAGUGUGGUACUGUCAGUUGCUGAGAAUGCUUCGUCAUGCUAGGCUCCUUGACUGUCUCCCAAGAUACAGACAGUGAACGAUAAAACUUGAACAUGUAAAAUAGUCAACUCGAGUAUUAACGUUAUACCCUAACGUUAUAAAUAAAUUGUUUAUACUCUAAA
This is a messenger RNA of Apodemus sylvaticus (European woodmouse), 1573 nucleotides long. It is a transcript of the gene Rtca, whose product is annotated as RNA 3'-terminal phosphate cyclase. Gene Ontology annotation, biological process: RNA processing. Gene Ontology annotation, cellular component: nucleus. NCBI's taxonomy places the organism in Eukaryota, Metazoa, Chordata, Mammalia, Rodentia, Muridae. The transcript is spliced from 11 exons. Gene Ontology annotation, molecular function: RNA-3'-phosphate cyclase activity. The coding region runs from base 3 to 1304 and encodes 433 amino acids. The record is from RefSeq and is a predicted model, not a curated record.